Messenger RNA from Physcomitrium patens, 1667 nucleotides. RefSeq names its product glyceraldehyde-3-phosphate dehydrogenase, cytosolic. Gene Ontology annotation, cellular component: cytosol. Gene Ontology annotation, molecular function: NADP binding; glyceraldehyde-3-phosphate dehydrogenase (NAD+) (phosphorylating) activity; NAD binding. Lineage: Eukaryota; Viridiplantae; Streptophyta; Bryopsida; Funariales; Funariaceae. Gene Ontology annotation, biological process: glycolytic process; glucose metabolic process. The record is from RefSeq and is a predicted model, not a curated record.
AGAGAGAAGGCGAGCGAGGGGGAAGUGAUGGUCGCUUGCGAUCGAAGCCUGCAUGCAUGUUCUGGCUACCAGCUCCACCGUCGUAGCCCAAUAUAUGCCUCCUCUUCUGUACCCGUUUCUCAAAUUUUGUGUUUUGCUUUGAUCUCUUGCGAUACAAUCCAGUUAGCAACCGUUGCGUUUGGAGCGUUUUUGGUUACGUUCAAGGUGGUUUUUCAGUCAGCUUCUGCUUGUCGAUUGUCUGCUUGCUCCCGUGUUUCGUGUUCCUUCGGGUCCGAUCGUGGUGCGGGUGUCUUGGUUCGUUGUUUUAGUGCUUGGUGCCGUGAAUUGGGUAUUGGAGGAGCGUUUUUGGAGCUAGAAGAUCUAAGAGGAAGGACGUUUGAAGUUUGUAAUCAUGGUGGGAUCGGCUAAGAUCAAGGUCGGAAUCAAUGGUUUUGGUCGUAUCGGCCGAUUGGUGGCCAGAGUUGCCCUUGAGCGCGAUGACAUUGAAUUAGUAGCCAUCAACGACCCUUUUAUUACUCCCGAAUACAUGACUUACAUGUUCAAGUAUGACAGCACACACGGACAAUGGAAGAAGACAGAAGUGACUCUUCACUCUGAAGGCCACUUGACCUUUGGUGGUAACCCAGUAGCUGUCUAUGCUUGCAGGGACCCUUCUGAGAUCCCGUGGGGCAAGCAUGGAGCUGAUUUCGUUGUGGAGUCCACUGGCGUCUUCACCGACAAGGACAAGGCUGCUGCUCAUCUCAAGGGUGGAGCCAAGAAGGUUGUGAUUUCUGCUCCCAGCAAAGAUGCUCCAAUGUUCGUCAUGGGCGUCAACGAGAACAAAUACUCCGACGAGGACAUUGUUUCUAACGCCAGCUGCACCACAAACUGCCUUGCGCCUCUUGCAAAGGUGAUCAACGACAAGUUCGGAAUCUUGGAGGGUCUGAUGACCACCGUGCAUGCUACCACAGCCACACAGAAGACCGUCGAUGGUCCUUCAAGCAAGGAUUGGCGAGGUGGACGCAGUGCUGCCACCAACAUCAUCCCCAGUGCUACUGGAGCUGCUAAGGCCGUGGGCAAGGUGUUGCCGGAGUUGAAUGGAAAGCUCACGGGAAUGGCCUUCCGUGUCCCCACUACAGAUGUCUCUGUGGUGGAUCUCACCGUCAGGCUUGAGAAGCCUGCCUCCUACGAUGCCAUUAAGACGGCUAUCAAGGAGGCGUCGGAAGGCCAGAUGAAGGGUAUUUUGGGUUACACCGAAGACGAUGUGGUGUCCACCGACUUCAUUACCGACAGCAGGUCAAGCAUCUUUGAUGCCAAGGCUGGAAUUGCCCUUAGCGACACCUUUGUGAAGCUUGUUGCGUGGUACGACAAUGAGUGGGGUUACAGCAACCGUGUGGUGGACCUGAUUGUACACAUGGCCAAACAAGGGACCUCCCAGUAAUUCUAUUAAUGGGAGUUUUUUUUGGGAAAUUUCUUUCUUUUAACGCUUGUAGACCAUCUGUUGGAAAUAAUCUCGGUAGCACAAGCGGUACAGAUGCUCCUAUCUCCUGUGCAGGAUACUUUUGAUCUCCUACUGGCUCCAAUCAUAUCAGCUACAUAAAUUCCAACUUACCUCGAAAAUAAUUUCCAUCGCCAGCGUUCAUGUUACGGUCAUCUUUGAAUUUCUAUUACAGAACACGUUUUGCAUA